Brienomyrus brachyistius is the source of this 2871-nucleotide messenger RNA. Its product is annotated as C-C chemokine receptor type 4-like. The record is from RefSeq and is a predicted model, not a curated record. The coding region runs from base 111 to 1184 and encodes 357 amino acids. Gene Ontology annotation, cellular component: membrane. NCBI's taxonomy places the organism in Eukaryota, Metazoa, Chordata, Actinopteri, Osteoglossiformes, Mormyridae. Gene Ontology annotation, biological process: chemotaxis; G protein-coupled receptor signaling pathway; immune response. The transcript has 3 exons. Gene Ontology annotation, molecular function: chemokine receptor activity.
UUUCAGUUUCAUUUGACUGUGCCUCCUGCCUUCAGUAAUCCUCGCAUGCACUGGUGAGCUCUUACAGUACAAACUGCUGUAUCUGUAGAUCCCUGCAACACGCUGAAGUUAUGGAAGCCAUGGGGGUAAGCAGCUUAAACAAUGGGAGUAUGAGAAGUAACCAGAAUUUCACCAAUGAAUAUGUCUAUGACGACCUUGAGGAUUUUGGACCAUGCAAGUAUGAGAGACAUGGAGCUCUGUUCCUGCCUGUCUUUUAUUCCCUGCUCAUCGUGUUCGGGGUGACCGGCAAUGGCCUCGUCAUGUGGGUCAUCCUGAUGUCUGUGAAGGUGCUGAGCAUCGUUGACAUUUGCCUCCUGAACCUGGCCGUGGCGGAUCUUCUGCUGCUCAUCACCCUUCCCUUCCUGGCCCAUUACUCAAGAGCGGACUGGGUCUUUGGGUCUGACAUGUGCAAAGUCGUCAUGGGCAGCUACUACAUCGGCUUCAACAGCAGCAUCUUUUUCGUUGUGAUCAUGAGCAUCGACCGGUACCUGGCUGUAGUUCAUGCUGUAAAGUCCCUCAGAACCAUGUCACGCAAAUAUCGAGUCAUCAUGAUCGUCAUAACCUGGGUCAUAGGACUUUUGGCUUCAUUUCCUGAAUUAACGCUCAUUGACGUUCAUCUAGACCAUAACAAAACUUUGUGUGUAGUCGGUUAUGAGAGUGAACCAUUCUGGAGAGCAUUUGGCCUGUUUAAGAUGAAUGUUACCAGCCUUCUGAUUCCAUUUUUCAUCAUGGUCCUUUGCUACUCGAUGAUCCUCAGGAGAAUACUCCUCUGCAAGUCAACAAACAGGAAGACCGUCCGCCUCGUGCUGCUGGUGGUUCUGGUGUUUUUCUGCUGCUGGACCCCAUACAAUGUUGCAUCAUUCUUUGAGGCAUUAGAAGUGCUUGACAUCUACACGUCAUGUAAAUCCAGCAGAGCCAUUCAGUUGAACCUGCAGGUGACGGAGGCUGUAGCCUACUCCCACACCUGCUUAAACCCCAUCAUUUACGUCUUUGUGGGGGAGAAGUUCAGGAGGCACCUGUUUAAACUCAUGAACAGGAUGCCCUGCAUGAAAAAUAAAUUCUUGAUUUCCACUGCCGCAUCACAGUGGUCCCAGAGAAGCAGAGUUGAACGAUCCAGUAUAAUUACGAAUGUCACUUCUUUUUAAAUAUCAUAUCCAUGCAAUAUCAUAGAAAUAUAUAUUUUUUUAAAUUACUUUGGUCUAUAAUGAAAAACUAGGUUUUACUCUUUUUGGUAGAACUUUGCUUAAAGCAUUCAUAUUAAUGCAUUAUACAUACCUUCAUAAUGCGUUAUAAUGCAAUCACAAAUUAUUAUAAACACAGCUAUAGAUAUUUAUAAAAAAGCAUAAAACAUUAUACCCAUGUUUAUUAUGCAUUAUGAACGCUCUAUGAAUCUUUCAUCUAUAAUGCACUAUAAAUACCUCCAUAGUGCAUUAUAAUGGUCAGUACUAGAAUUACAUUAUGAAGAUAUUUACAGCUGUGUUUAUAAUACUUUAUGAAUGCAUUAUACUGCAUUAUGAGGGUAUGUAUAAUAUAUAAUGCACGUAUACGACUGCUUUAAGUACCAGUUUUUAUUCCCUCUGCAAGCACCUUAUGUACAUCCAUGAAAUUAUUCUUUAGUAAAUUAGACACAGAUUUCUCUUUUUGUGCUCUUUUUGCAAGCACUGCUAUGUUUUUGUUACGUCAACAGACAUCUUAAUAUUUGCAUUGAUCUCAGAUAGGUCCUAAAUGAUUUAAGUAGCUAGUUUGUUCAGCUUUUGCCAGUGCCUCUUCCUCGAAGGGUUAGGUCGUCUGUGAUCAGGCCUCGUACUCCGGUUGCAGUCGAUCUUCUGGAUCUUCGGCCGCUGGUUUUGCUAGUUUCAGUUUGUUAGUUUAGCUAGUACAUUAGCUGCCACACUGGGUUAAUCCCUGUGUUCAAAGAGAACGAAAUGUGUAUUUUUGUACCGAUUUUGACUACACUGCAGCAGCUUCAGACCAGUUCAAGAGUCACUGGUCUUUUUGAUUACUGCAGUGCAAAUAAUUGGCCCUGUUAAGUACUUGUCCAGCAAUGGAGUUUGGAUAGUGAUGUGUUUAUAGCCAAGGUUCAAUUACAGUAAGGAGAAAGGUAUUAAAUUGUAUAAAAUAAUAUAAAUACAUACUGAAAAAGAAUAUUAACUGUUUAGAGCAAAUAUAUACAAUUACAAUAUAGUUCAGCGGCAUUUGUAAUGAAAAAAGGGCAAAUGCUAUAUGACAGCGAAAAUGUUAUAUCGUUCAUUAAUACUGUACUGUGGGCAUUUUAUUUUGAAUAUUAUGAAAUGUAUCAAAUACAUUGGGUACAUUUAUGUGUACAUAUUGCAGGACUGCACCAGAAUAAUCUGUGCAAGAAGACAUAAAGUGCAGACAAUGUAUUGUGUUGCUACAAGAAUAUAUAUAUAUAUAUAUAUAUAUAUAUAUAUACACACACACACUAUAGGUAAUUCAGAGAUGUCACUCCACCUAAGAUCAUGUCUCACUGCAGUAGGAAACUGGAGCAGUGAGGGACAAUUUGCAGAAAACACCUCACUGAUUAGCUCUUAAGUGAUUGUCUCAGUCCGUUUUCUGUGACCAUGCCCCCCAUUUACUUCAGAGCUGUGAUUGGACAGUGAUUACAUUUCCUGUGGCGCAAUUUCAACUUGUACUUUUUGAGAAUGAAAAUUAGCCAAUGCAAAGAUGGCCGUUGCGUUUUGGUUGAUGUGGCACAUCGUUAAGUUGGGUAUAAUGUACACCCUUCUAAUUGUUUUUUGGAUGGUAGUUUGAACUCUUAAGACACAAAUCAAUAAAACAGUGGUCACGUUCUUUUCACGACACGCAGACAAA